Trichoplusia ni (cabbage looper) is the source of this 1266-nucleotide messenger RNA. RefSeq names its product CLIP domain-containing serine protease 2-like. Gene Ontology annotation, molecular function: serine-type endopeptidase activity. The record is from RefSeq and is a predicted model, not a curated record. NCBI's taxonomy places the organism in Eukaryota, Metazoa, Arthropoda, Insecta, Lepidoptera, Noctuidae. The transcript is spliced from 4 exons. The coding region runs from base 269 to 1090 and encodes 273 amino acids. Gene Ontology annotation, biological process: proteolysis.
UUUCUAAAAUAAUAACAGUGAAAUCUAAUAAACAGGUUUUUGACGCUUGUGUGUGUGUAUUGUAUUGUUAAGGAAAAUCGGAAUUCCUGCCGAGUUUAUAUACUCGAAAAGCUGAGUUCGCUAUUCAUUCACGCUUCGCACAUCGGGUUGCGCGGUCAACUAAUAGCAAGGCCUAGUUGCCUUGUAGUUGCACCAAAAAUCAUCCUAUAGCCUUUCGGUACAGGAUACUAUGUUCUCUUAUUUCAAUAAAAUCUAAGAAGCAAAGAAAAUGGCGAAUUUGUUCAAGAUUGUGUGUGUAUUCAGUGCAUCGAUAGCUGGAGUGUUCAGUGUGCCUUUUGGGCUGUGGAAAAACGGUCAAGAGUGCGGUGUAGAGGCCAGUACUAAUCUGGUUCACCACAACCCUUGGCUCGUCUACCUGGAGUACUGGCGUGGUGAUAGCAGGUCCGAGAUCAGAUGUGCGGCGACCCUUAUUGACAGCCAGCACAUCAUCACCGCUGCCCAUUGUAUCAAGAAACCUAGAUUCAGUCGUUUAGUCGCUCGUCUUGGCGAAUACGAUUUAAAUUCUAAGGUGGAUUGUGUACGUGGCGUGUGCGCUGAUCCAGUUCUCAGGAUCGAGAUCGAAGAGAUUACUGUACACCCCGGCUACGACGGCAAGGAACACGAUAUAGCCAUCCUGCGGCUCAAGGAAGAAGCUCCCUAUACUGAUUUCAUCCGCCCCGUAUGUCUGCCUAGUGGAGAUCUCGCAAAGAAUACCCAGUUCUUCGCGGCUGGUUGGGGUGAGAUCCCUAAUAAAGGAUACUACAGUCACGUGAAGAAAAUCAUCCCAUUGCCGUAUUGGACUAGAGAGGAGUGCCAGGCCACUUACAAAUAUAAUGUGAUACCCGAACAUGUAAUUUGUGCAGGUGGCCAAGAGGGAAUUGACACUUGCAGGGGAGAUUCAGGAGGCCCUUUGACUCGAGUGAAGGAAACCAUUGAAUUAAUUGGGGUUACUAGUGGUGGGAAUGUACACUGUGGGACUAAAGACUCCCCGGGCAUCUAUACCAGUGUAGCUGACUAUAUGGAUUGGAUUCAAGAAGUAAUUACGUCAUAGGAAACUCGAUUGAUUGAAACUUUUGUGGAAUGUUUAAAAUAGAUUUCAUGCAAUGGACUGCAUUGUUCUAGAAGAUAAGCUCUCUGAGUGUAGUACUAGAUGAUGUGGUUCAAUUGCAAACUGCCAAACUUAGUUUUAAGUGGGCUGGUCCCGUCAAUGUAAAAUGUAAAAAAAAU